Lolium perenne is the source of this 925-nucleotide messenger RNA. RefSeq lists its product as uncharacterized. Lineage: Eukaryota; Viridiplantae; Streptophyta; Magnoliopsida; Poales; Poaceae. The record is from RefSeq and is a predicted model, not a curated record. Gene Ontology annotation, molecular function: structural molecule activity.
UUUAACGCAUCAUUUUCCGAGAUUCCAUGGCAACUGUGCUACUACCCGUAGAUCUAUUCGCUGCUACCGUUGACUUGUAACCACGUCAACCGUUGGGCUGUUCCCCGGCGUUAUAUUAGCACACCGGGUGGCACCUCGUUCCCCACGACGCCCUCCGCGUGUUCUCCACCAUGAGCCAUUUCUCAGAGUCAGAGGACGCCUUCAGCGACGGCUCCAACGGCGCGCACAUCCGCAUCACUCGCGCAAGACCGUCUUCUCCAAGCGCCAGCAACGGCGCCGUGGCUCCACACGUCCCUCGUGUCAUCCGCACGGCGGCGGCCGCCUCGCGCUCCACGGCCGCGUCCCGCCCCGGCUACAGCCCCAAGGUGUCCGUGGACAUGGCCGUCGCGCACAGCUGGGCGCCCUACACCGCCGUCGUCAGCACGCUCCGCUCCGUCUCCCUCCUGGCCCUCAAGGGUAGCGUCCGCGAGGAGGCGAGGGAGGCGGUCGCCGGCCUGUACGCACACCCUACGCCGUUCGGCGCCGCCCAGCGGUUCCCGGCGGGCGAGGUGUACGUGUGCCUGGACCGCUCGCCGUUGGCCCGGACGAUGCACGGGAUCCAGGAGUCGCUGAUGAAGGCGGAGGCGGGGUACGGUGACAAGUGCGUCAGCGCAUGCUCCAGCUGCAUCUACGGGAUCGGCAGCGCCCUCGAGGAGCUCACGCGCGCCACGCGCGACGACGACGGCGGCGCCCCUGUUCUGUAUGACCGUGAGGUCUUCGAGUCCGCCUUCCUGCUCACAUGGACCGAGCCGUGAGCCGACUGCCGUGCAGGAGCUACGCACACAAAUACAAAUAGUUAAGGCGGGCCUACAUAUGCCUCGAGUUUUGUAUUCGUGUAAUAAAGAUCAUAUUUUUGAACACGGAUCAAAUUUCCCUGAGAUCAAAA